GGGGGGAGGCCGCACGGACAGACCGACGGGCCGGCCGACGGAUGGGCAUGUGAGACGUCCGGCUCCUGCGCGGGCGCGAGGGCCUCCGGCCGCAGCCAUGGAGCGGCGGCUGCGCGCGCUGGAGCGCCUGGCGCGGAGCGAGGCCGGCGGCCCGGGACUCGACGGCCUCCUCGAUCUGCUCCUGGGACUGUACCACGAACUCAGCAGUGCCCCUCUGCGGCGGGAGCGCAACGUGGCGCAGUUCCUGAGCUGGGCCAGUCCCUUCGUGGAGCAGGUGAAGGAGCUGCGCCUACAGAGGGAUGACUUUGAGAUCCUGAAGGUGAUCGGACGAGGGGCCUUUGGCGAGGUCGCCGUGGUGAGGCAGAGGGACACGGGGCAGAUUUUUGCAAUGAAGAUGCUGCACAAGUGGGAGAUGCUGAAGAGAGCUGAGACAGCCUGCUUCCGGGAGGAGCGAGAUGUGUUGGUGAAGGGGGAUGGCCACUGGGUGACCACUCUGCAUUACGCCUUCCAGGAUGAGGAGUACCUGUACCUGGUCAUGGACUACUACGCGGGCGGGGACCUGCUCACCCUGCUCAGCCGCUUUGAGGACCGCCUGCCACCCGAGCUGGCGCAGUUCUACCUGGCUGAGAUGGUACUCGCCAUCCACUCGCUGCACCAGCUGGGUUACGUGCAUAGGGACGUGAAGCCGGACAAUGUCCUGCUGGACAUGAACGGGCACAUCCGCCUGGCUGACUUCGGCUCCUGCCUGCGGCUCAAUAACCGCGGCAUGGUGGACUCAUCGGUGGCAGUGGGCACGCCGGACUACAUUUCCCCCGAGAUCCUGCAGGCCAUGGAGGAGGGCAAAGGUCACUACGGGCCGCAGUGUGACUGGUGGUCGCUAGGAGUGUGUGCCUAUGAGCUGCUGUUUGGGGAGACACCCUUCUACGCUGAGUCCUUAGUGGAGACCUAUGGCAAGAUCAUGAACCACGAGGAUCACUUGCAGUUUCCUCCUGAUGUGCCCGACGUGCCCGCCAGUGCCCAGGACCUGAUCCGCCAACUGCUGUGCCGCCAGGAGGAGCGGCUGGGCCGUGGUGGGCUGGAUGACUUCCGGAACCACCCCUUCUUCGAAGGUGUAGACUGGGAGCGGCUAGCCACCAGCACCGCCCCCUACGUCCCCGAGCUGCGGGGACCCCUGGACACCUCCAACUUUGAUGUGGAUGAUGACACCCUUAACCACCCAGGGACUCUGCCACCACCCACCCAUGGGGCCUUCUCGGGCCAUCACCUGCCAUUCGUGGGCUUUACCUACACCUCAGGCAGUGCUGAGAGAAAUCCUGAGCCAGCGGCUGCUGCGGGGCCGGAGGUCAAGCUGAGCUGGAAGCACGCAGAGUCAUCGAGGAACAGCAAAGCCCCCUUGGUCCAGCCCGACGGGCCCCCAGCCAGCGGCCCAGGCCAGGACAGUGAGCUGCAGCAGGAACUGGCCGACGCACGGGCGGCACUGCACGCUCAAGCGCAGGAGCUGUGCAGGGCCCAUGGCCGGCAGGAGGAGCUGCUCCGGAGGCUACAGGAGGCCCAGGAAAAUGAGGCAGCUACUGCUAGCCGGGCACAGGCCCUGAGCUGCCAGCUGGAGGAAGCCCAGGGUGUCCGGCGAGAGCUGGAGGCACAGGUGGCCACCCUGAACCUGGAGGUGACACAGCUCCGGGGGCAGCACGAGCAGAACCGGGACAAGGACACCUCCCGGGCCGAGCCUGUGCACAGGGCUUCUGAGACCAACAGCACAGCACCACCCAAGGGGCACCCACAGGAGGCCUGGCUGCUGCGGGAGGAGGUGUCCGCCCUACGGGAGCAGCUGGAGCAGGCCCACAGCCUGGGGCCUGGCGGGAAGGAGGAGGCGCUGUGCCGGCUGCAGGAGGAGAAUGCGCGGCUGAGUCGGGAGCAGGAGCGGCUGACGGAGGAACUGGAGCAGCUGCAGCAGAGCAAACGGCGGCUGGAGGGCGAAAGGCGGGAGACGGAGAGCAACUGGGAGGCCCAGAUCGCUGACAUCCUCACCUGGGUGAACGAUGAGAAGGUGUCCAGGGGCUACCUGCAGGCGCUGGCCACCAAGAUGUCCGAGGAGCUGGAGUCCUUGGGGAGCAUGGGCGCCCAGACACCCCCCACACGGCCGCUGGACCACCAGUGGAAGGCAAGGCGGCUGCAGAAGAUGGAGGCCUCGGCCCGGCUGGAGCUCCAGUCUGCACUGGAGGCUGAAAUCCGUGCCAAGCAGGCCCUGCAGGAGCGGCUGACCCAAGCACAGGAGGCCCAGCUGCAAGCUGAGCGGCGUCUCCAAGAGGCUGAGAAGCAGAACAAGGCCUUAGAGCAAGAGCUGGCUGCCCUGCGUGAGGAGCUGCGUGCCCGCGGGUCUGGCGAUGCCAAAUGCUCCAGUUCCCUGAUUCCCCUCCUGUCCUUCCGGGGCGCCUCAGAGGAUGCAGCCAAGGAUCCUGGCCCCUCAGGAGAGGCCCCAAGGCCUGGGAUGGAGCCUGAGCUGAGGCCUGAGGGCCGCCGCAGCCUACGCGUGGCGGCUGGGUUUCCCCGAGUGCCUGGGUCCCCUGCAGAAGGCACCACUGCCAAGCCCAGCUCACACUCGCUCCGCCCCCGGAGUUUCCCGUCCCCUACCAAGUGUCUCCGCUGUACCUCGCUGAUGCUGGGCCUGGCCCGCCAGGGCUUGGGCUGUGAUGCCUGUGGCUACUUCUGCCACUCAGCCUGUGCCUCCCAGGCUCCCCCCUGCCCCGUGCCCCCUGACCUUCUCCACACAGCCCUGGGAGUACACCCUGACACAGGCAGAGGCACUGCCUACGAGGGCUUCCUGUCGGUGCCCCGGCCCUCGGGCGUGCGGCGUGGCUGGCAGCGGGUGUUUGCCGCGCUCAGCGACUCUCGCCUGCUGCUCUUCGAUGCGCCCGACCCGCGGCUGAGCCCGGCCAGCGGGGCCCUGCUGCAGGCCUUGGAUCUGAGGGACCCCCAGUUCUCAGCCACCCCUGUCCUGGCCUCCGAUGUUAUCCAUGCCCAGUCGCGGGACCUGCCACGCAUCUUUAGGGUGACCGCCUCCCAGCUGGCCGUGCCUCCGACCACAUGCACUGUGCUGCUGCUGGCCGAGAGCGAGGGGGAGCGGGCGCGCUGGCUGCAGGUGCUGGGCGAACUGCAGCAGCUACUGCUGGACACGUGGCCUCGGCCCCGGCCCGUGUACAUCCUCAAGGAGGCCUAUGACAACGGGCUGCCGCUGCUGCCCCAUGCACUGUGCGCCGCGGUCAUCGACCCUGAGCGGCUUGCCCUGGGCACCGAGGAGGGGCUCUUUGUCAUCCAUCUGCACAGUAACGACAUCUUCCAGGUGGGGGACUGCAGGCGGGUGCAGCGGCUGGCCGUGUGUCCCACGGCAGGUCUGCUGGUGGCGCUAUGCGGCCGCGGCCCCAGCGUGCGCCUCUUCUCGCUGGCCGAGCUGGAGAGCGCCGAGGCAGCGGGUACUAAGAUCGUCGAGUCGCGAGGCUGCCAGGCGCUGGCAGCUGGGCGCAUCCUGCAGGCCCGCACGCCCGUCAUCUGCGUGGCCGUGAAACGCCAGGUGCUUUGCUACCAGCUGGGCACCGGCCCAGGGCCCUGGCAGCGGCGCAUCCGCGAGCUGCAGGCGCCUGGCCCAGUCCAGAGUCUGGGGCUGCUGGGCGACCGGCUGUGUGUGGGUGCGGCGGGGGCCUUUGCCCUCUACCCGCUGCUCAACGAGGCCGCGCCCCUGGCGCUGGGGGCCGGCCUGGCGCCCGAGGAACUGCCGCCGGCCCGAGGGGGCCUGGGUGAGGCGCUGGGCGCGGUGGAGCUCAGCCUCAGCGAGAUCCUGCUGCUUUUCACCACGGCUGGCGUCUAUGUGGACAGCACGGGCCGCAAGUCCCGCAGCCACGAGCUGCUGUGGCCUGCGGCACCCACGGGCUGGGGUUACACAGCUCCCUACCUGACAGUGUUCAGCGAGAACUCCCUGGAUGUGUUUGACGUGAGGAGGGCGGAAUGGGUCCAGACGGUGCCACUCAAGAAGGUGCGGGCCCUGAAUCCAGAGGGCAGCCUGUUCCUGUAUGGCACCGAGAAAGUCCGCCUGACCUACCUCAGGAACCCCCUGGCAGAGAAGGAUGAGUUCCACAUCCCGGACCUCACGGACAACAGCCGGCGCCAGCUGUUCCGCUCCAAGAGCAAGCGCCGCUUCUUCUUCCGCGUGUCGGAAGAGCAGAAGCUGCAGCAGCGCAGGGAGAUGCUGAAGGAUCCCUUUGUGCGCUCCAAGUUCAUCUCACCGCCCACCAACUUCAACCACCUGGUGCACGUGGGCCCAACCGAAGGGAAGCCUGGCGCUCGGAACCAGGUAAAGAAGAGCCGUGGUGCUCGAAGCUCCGGCCCGCGGCCGCACAGCUUCUCCGAGGCGUCACGACGCCCAGCAUCUGUGGGCAGUGAGGGCUUCGUGGGAGACGCGGACCCAAAGAAGAGGAAGCCGUGGGCGUCCCUGUCCAGCGAGUCGGUGUCCCUUCUCCAGGGCUCUCUCAGCCCCGGGGUCUCCCUGCUUCAGGUCUCUGAGCGACCCCGGAGCCUCCCCCCAGCUCCUGAGCCCUCCGAAAGCUACCCGUGAAGGCCUCCGGCAGGGCCCACCCAGCCCCAGGACCUGUGGACACUAGGGAGCAAGGACCGGGAAGGGCGCCACCCUCUGGCUAGCCUGUGCUGUGUGGAAGGCAGCCGGACUCGGGAGGACCUGAGAUAGCCGUGGCAGCCAUUAGGCCUGCCCACGGUUCCCUGGACUGGGUACUCCUGCCUCUCGGUCCUCCUCUGACCAGCCCAGCCUGUGCCAGUCCUGGGACUAAGAACGGCCCCCCUCAGCCCUGGGAGCCAGGCCUGAUGGAUUGUGCCAAAGUUCUCACACCCAGUGCCAAGCCCAAAGGAGGCUUGAAGGAGUUGGGAUGAGGGACCGAGAAGGUCCCUGGCAGCAGGUGGCAUCUGCAGUGGCCUGUGAGUCCCCCAGCUGAGGGCAGAUGGGGAACAGGGUGGGGCAGGAGGAAAGACUUC
Ochotona curzoniae (black-lipped pika) is the source of this 5037-nucleotide messenger RNA. It is a transcript of the gene CDC42BPG, whose product is annotated as CDC42 binding protein kinase gamma. Bases 98 to 4606 code for a protein of 1502 amino acids. The transcript is spliced from 36 exons. Gene Ontology annotation, molecular function: protein serine/threonine kinase activity; ATP binding. Lineage: Eukaryota; Metazoa; Chordata; Mammalia; Lagomorpha; Ochotonidae. The record is from RefSeq and is a predicted model, not a curated record. Gene Ontology annotation, cellular component: cytoplasm; cytoskeleton. Gene Ontology annotation, biological process: actomyosin structure organization; peptidyl-threonine phosphorylation.